Molecule: messenger RNA, 1485 nt
Organism: Miscanthus lutarioriparius
Lineage: Eukaryota; Viridiplantae; Streptophyta; Magnoliopsida; Poales; Poaceae
Source: the annotation of a GenBank genome assembly
AUGUCGCACGCAGCGACGGUGACGAGGUUCAGAGCAGGAGAGGCCCAUGAAGCGGCCACGGCGAGCCCGUUGGUCAGCCCGAGCGGCCUGUGGACCGUGCUCGGGCAGGCCUCGAACGUGGCGCAGCUGGUCGGCGUGGACGCGCUCGGGCUGGUGUCCAUGGUCGUGCCGGCCGCGCUGGCGGCGCGCCGUCACCGCGACGCGUGCCGGCGCCUGGCGCAGCACGUGGAUAUCGUCGGCGGCCUGCUGCGGGAGAUGGAGCUCGCCGAGCUGAUGCGGCGGGAGGCCACGCGGCGGCCCCUCCAGCAGCUCCAUGACGCCCUGCGGCGGUGCUACGCCCUCGUCACGGCGUACCAGGACUGCGGGUACCUCCGCAACCUGUUUCUCGGCGCCCGGAUGGCCGAAGAGCUCCGCGCCGUGGAGCAGGAGAUCGACAUGUUCAUCCGCCUCGUCCCGCUUAUCGCGCUCGUCGACACUACACAUGAACGCCGGGCUGCUGAAGCUGUGCCAGUUCUAAUCAUGAAUGGGUCAAGCCAUCAUCACGUCAGAUUUCCAAUAAGUGUUGAGGACUUCACCAGAAUACAAGUUCAAGGAGCUCCUAAAAUUUAUAAUGUUGCAAAACAAUCGUUUGCAGGAGCAAUGGACUUGCAAGGACAGAAGAUUCUGGACACUGAAGAACUGUUGGAGCUUUGUACCCAUACUGAAGAGAGUUGCUCAGGAUUCAGAAAGUUUGAAUUCUCUCAGAUUGUCAACGCUACCGACACAUUCUCAGAGGAUAGAAACGUUGGGUGGGGUGGUUUUGCUAAAGUUUACAAGGGUGAGUUGCCUGAUGGACUCAUGAUUGCCGUCAAAAGGUUGAAUGAACAUGCGGCAGUAUAUGAUUUCACCAAUGAAUUUCUACUAGCGAGGCUUGAGCAUAUCAAUCUAGUUAGGCUGUUGGGGUGGUGCAUCCAUGGGAAAGAAAGAAUUCUGGUGUAUGAGCUCAUGCACAAAGGUGGCCUGCACCAAUUCAUCUUUGUGGUUACAAAGCUCCAGAGUAUGCAUCUCGAGGCAUUUAUUCAGUCAGUGGUCAUCAGUGGGCGAAAGAAUAUCAUACUGGAGCAUCAAGGAGACACUGUUGGUAACCUCGUAAGAGAUGCAUGGCAGUUGUGGCAUGAUGGAAGGCUACAUGAGCUUGUAGAUCCAAUAUUAGGUGAUGGAUUUGAACUUGCUGAGGUAAAGCAGUACGCUCAGGUGGCACUACUCUGCACUCAGGAAGAUCCAGCAGAUCGCCCCACCAUGUCAGACGUUACUGCACUCCUAAACUUUGAAAGCAUAAGCCUAUUGCCGGAUCCUAAGCAGCCAUCUGAGCUGAACAAUGGUGGUGCUACUGGCGACAAAUUAUCGACGUAUGUUCAUCAAUCAAGUAGAACCAUAAACAUAACCAUCACAAGCUCAGCUCCAGUAUCAACUAGGAUCUGCAUCAUUGUGGAGCCAGAGGCUUGA